Rhineura floridana is the source of this 1776-nucleotide messenger RNA. RefSeq names its product vomeronasal type-2 receptor 26-like. Gene Ontology annotation, molecular function: G protein-coupled receptor activity. Gene Ontology annotation, biological process: G protein-coupled receptor signaling pathway. The record is from RefSeq and is a predicted model, not a curated record. Gene Ontology annotation, cellular component: membrane. Lineage: Eukaryota; Metazoa; Chordata; Lepidosauria; Squamata; Rhineuridae. The transcript has 5 exons. Bases 1 to 1776 code for a protein of 591 amino acids.
AUGUGCUCUCAGAUUAUCAUGUUGAUGCUGCUUCUCUUGGCUCACAUGGUGCCCAAAGUAGAUACCACACAAUGUCUCACUAAUGAUCCCAUUCCUGUUCCGCAUCAGUGGUAUCAACCUGGGGACCUCCUCGUUGGUGGGAUUUCUUCUCAGAUCAUUUUAUCUUUCCCUGAAUUGCUCUUCAAUCAACACCCUUCUAAGGAACUGCCGUUUCAUUUUCCAGUCGUGGUGACAAAAUCCUACCAGCAUGCUCAUGCCUUGGCAUUUGCUGUAAAUGUUGUCAAUGACAAUCCCAGGAUCUUGCCCAAUGUCACACUUGGAUUCCACAUCUAUGACAGCUACUAUGAUGCAAGGAUGACCUACCAAACCACUCUGGAUCAGCUCUUCAAAUCACAUAGAUUUAUCCCAAACUACAAAUGUCGCUCCCAGAAAAACCUCAUAGUACUCAUUGGGGGGCUUUCCUAUGAUAUCUCUUCCUGCAUAGCAGACAUCUCAAGUGUCUACAAGAUUCCACAGCUCCACCCAUUUCUUCAAGGCAUUUCAUUUAACAAUUCAGCUGGAGAAAAGGUGUCAUUUAAUGAUCAUGGGGAACUCAUAGGCAUAUUUGACAUAAUGAACAUUGUCUUCUUCCCAAACAAGUCCUUCCUUAAAGUAAAAGUUGGAAUGGUGGAUUCUGAUGCUCCUGAAGGAAAACAGUUCAUCAUUCAAGAGGAUAUAAUUGUGUGGCACAGGACUUUUAACCAGGUGGUCCCUAUUUCUGUAUGCAGCGACAUUUGUCCACCUGGUUAUCAGAAGAGAAAAAAGGAAGGAGAGAAAUUUUGCUGCUACGAUUGUACUCCAUGCCCAGAAGGGAAGAUUUCAGACGACAGAGACAUGGAUGAAUGCUUCAAAUGUCCAGAAGAUCAAUAUCCAAACCACAAAAGAGAUAAUUGUGUAACCAAAGUUAUAAAUGUUUUGUCUUAUGAAGAAUCUUUAGGGAUCAGUUUUGUAUCAGUUUCUGUUUCUUUGUCACUCACCACAGCUUUUGUGCUUGGAGUUUUUAUCAAGCACAGAGAUACCCCCAUAGUCAAAGCCAACAACCGGGACAUCAGCUACAUUCUUCUUGUUGCCCUCCUCCUCUGUUUCCUCUGUUCUUUGCUGUUUCUCGGAAGACCUACAAAGGUGACCUGCUUUAUCCGACAAUCUUCUUUUGGCAUCAUCUUCUCUGUGGCGGUUUCUUGCGUGUUGGCCAAAACCAUAACUGUGGUUGUUGCUUUCAUGGCCACCAAACCAGGAUCCAGCAUGAGGAAGUGGGUGGGGAAAAGACUGUCCAACACCAUUGUUAUUUCCUGCUCUUUCAUUCAAGUAGGCAUCUGUGUGGUAUGGCUGGCAACCUCUCCCCCAUUCCCACAUUUUGACAUGCAGUCGGUACCUGGAGAGAUCAUAUUAGAAUGUAACGAAGGGUCUGUCAUCAUGUUUUAUGUUGUCCUGGGCUACAUGGGACUUCUAGCCAUCAUCAGCUUCACUGUGGCUUUCCUGGCCAGGAAGUUGCCAGACACUUUCAAUGAAGCCAAGUUCAUCACCUUCAGCAUGUUGAUGUUCUGCAGUGUUUGGUUGUCAUUUGUUCCAACAUACCUCAGCACCAAAGGGAAAUACAUGGUGGCUGUGGAGAUCUUCUCUAUUUUGUCCUCCAGCAGUGGGUUACUGGGUUGUAUCUUUCUCCCCAAAUGUUACAUUAUUCUGUUGGUGCCCAACAUGAACAAAAAGGAGAAGCUAAUUAUGAGAGGGAAUGAAUGA